Molecule: messenger RNA, 9711 nt
Organism: Monodelphis domestica (gray short-tailed opossum)
Lineage: Eukaryota; Metazoa; Chordata; Mammalia; Didelphimorphia; Didelphidae
Gene: CAAP1
Product: caspase activity and apoptosis inhibitor 1
Biological process (GO): regulation of apoptotic process
Source: RefSeq, a predicted model, not a curated record
CGAGAGCGGAAGUAGCGUCACGCCGCGACUCCAGAACCUUUAGGACAGGCUUUGACUCUUCCUCCACUUAAGCUGCGCUGAGGGAAGGGUUAAGGCUUCCUGCUACUUAAAGUUUCUCUAUCGAAUGGUAGCCGUAGAGGAGACAUGACGGGGAAGAAGUCCUCGCGGGAGAAACGACGCAAACGGGGCCGGUCGGAGACCGCUACGUCCACAGCGCCCAUCCCGGCAGGCGGGGAGCGACGGAAGCGGAGAAGCACUGACUCUACGAGUCUCCCACUCCCCCAGCCACAGGAAAUGAAAUGUCCAUUGCCAUCCAUGGAAAGAGAGAAAGAGAAAGAAUUAGAGGAGCCUAGUGAUAUUGAAGAAGGUGGAUUAGACCUCACUGUAUCACUAAAACCAGUUAGCUUCUACAUAGCAGAUAAAAAAGAAAUGCUUCAGCAAUGUUUCUACGUCAUAGGAGAGAAGAAAUUGCAGAAGAUGCUUCCUGAUGUAUUAAAGAACUGUUCAAUAGAAGAAAUUAAAAAGCUCUGCCAGGACCAGUUAGAACUUCUUUCAGAAAAAAAACUCUUGAAGAUUCUUGAGGGUGAGAAUGGGAUCGACUCUGAUACGGAAGAAGAAGCAGAUGAUGGAUCUAAGAUGGGAUCAGAAUCAGUCAGUCAGUACUCCUGCAGUCCCUGUGGCCAGGACAUUUUUUUCUCCGAGGCUUUACCUGGAUUUGUUGUGGGGUCGCUAUCCUCUUCGGGUUUUAGCCCCUGGGCAUCUCUCAAACCAAGCCACAAGAUGGGGCAGUAUUCUUACUUUUUGAAAGAAUGGCAAGACAACAGUGUAGAUUCUACCUCAUCCCUGAGGGAGAACAAGCAACCUGAAGGUUUGGAAUUAAAACAAGGCAAAGGUGAAGAUAGUGAUGUACUCAGUAUCAAUGCUGAUGCAUAUGACAGUGACAUAGAAGGACCGUGCAAUGAAGAAGCAGCUGUGCCAGAUGUACCAGAAAAUGUCAAAAGUGAAGCUGGUCAAAUAGAUGACCUCCAGAAGGACAUUGAAAAAAGUGUGAAUGAAAUACUGGGACUGGCAGAAUCUAGCCCAAAGGAGUCUAAAGCAGCAGCACUGACUGUCCCUCCCUCAGAAGAUGUUCAGCCUUCUGCACAGCAGCUGGAGCUCUUGGAACUUGAAAUGAGGGCCAGGGCGAUUAAGGCCCUGAUGAAAGCUGGUGAUGUUAAAAAAAUAGCUUAAGCUUUACCGGAGGUGUGAUGCUGAAUGUAUCCAUCAAAUUAAAGAUAGGUUGCAGUAGCCUUGUAAUUUGAUUUCAUUCUUUCACCAUGUAAUUACAGUGCUCAUUGUAAGGAUGGUUCUGAUUGUAUAUUGCUUAGAUAGUGGCUACUCUGGUCUAUAAGCUUUUAUCAGUUCUCAUAUCUUUGUUGAAUCUUGUUUUCUACUCACAAGUGAUUCUAUACUAAUUCCAGGAGUGAAUUUUUAGGUUCAUUCCUAUUUCUGAGAUGUUUUAUUUGUUUUUCUUUCUGAAGCUAAUGCCAUAUAGAUGAUCAACCAAAGUCAAUUCUUAUUUUUCUAUAAUAUAUUGGAAAUUUCAUAGUGUCCUAGAUGAUCAGAUCAUAGUUAAGAGUUGGAAGGAAUAUGACAUUUUAUCUAGUCCAAGCCUGCUGAGGCCUAGGAAGUAAAGUGAAUUCUCUAAGGUACACAGUCAGUAUUUGAACUCAAUUUCUGAUUUCAAAUCCAGUGUCCUUUUGACUUUACCAAGUUGUUUUCUAUAAUAUCUUUUUCUAGGGAGCAAAAUUCACAAUAAGGUGGGUCCAUCUUUGAUUCUAUUCAAGUUUGUUAUUUUCAAAGCUGCUGAAAUGUGGAAUGAAACUUAUCACAUAGCCACUUUAGCCUCUCAAACCUAGUCAUGAACCUUUAGCUCUUGAGCUAUUUCAAUUGGAAUGAGUUAGUCCAUGUUAAUCCAAAUUUAGGCCGCAUCUCUAAGUUCAGAUUUAUUUGAAAGGGGGAAAAAAGAAUGGAAAUGCACUAAAACUACAUAAAAGUACUCUAUUAAAUAUUUUUAUUAUGAAAGUUGAUUGUGUAAAUAGAAGUUGAGUGGAUGUCUACUCUGAAACCACCCCUGUGAAGUAUUGUUUUAGGACUUGUGGAGGCUCAUAAACUGUAUUAUUUGGAAUUAAUUAUGGGUUAAAACAGAUUAUAAUGUAAAGGACGCAUGUAAAUAGAAAGGGAAAAGGGAUCGUGUGAAACAUAGUCCAAGGGUUCAAGAUUCUAAUUUAAUACACAAAUCCAAAUUCUGAUGUAUAUUUAUUAACUAACCCAUGCUUAUUAUAAGAGGUUUGAAGGAGGGCAAAUAAAAACUAGCUGGAAUGUGAAGAUUGGCCUCACACUAAGACUUUGUACAACUUAGAAUUUGGGGAAAUAUAGCAACUUAAAUUUGAACCAAUAUGAUUGAAAAAAAAUUUUUUAAACCCAUACCUUCCAUCUUAGAAUCAGUUAAUACUAUGUAUAGGUUCCAAGGCAGAAGAGGGUUAACGGCUACGCAGUGGCAGUUAAGUGAGUUGCCCAGGGUCACACAGCUAGGAAAUGUCUGAGGUCAAAUUUGAACCCAGGACCUUCUGUCUCUCUAGCCCGAGCUCUCAUUUCACUGAGCCACCUAGCUACCCUCAAGAUGUAUUUUUUUUUAAAUUAAAAUGGAAAUGAAAACACGAGAUUUGAUUUUAAGAUGGAGGAUAAGGGUUUUUUGAGGAAAAAUAGCAUUGUGAUAUUUAAGUGUUAUUUCAAUUUUUUUUUAACCAAUAGGCAGUAGAGUGUGUUAUUUGGAUGGCUUUAAGAUAUAAUGAAGGUUUAUUCUAUAAAUGAGACAAGAAAAGUAAUUGAAGUUGUUGGGAAAAAAAAGAAAAGAGUUCCAAGAAAAAAGCAUGUUAAGAUUUCUUAAUCAGAAACUGUUUUGGAUUGAUAAAAAUAUAUUAUAUAACUAUGCACAGUUGAUUUUCUAUAAUUUUGGAAUUCUAAGCUUUUUUGUGAUGUCUUAUGUAAUAAGCUACACAGAGAAGGCUCUUGGAUUGAUUUAUUAGAUUUCAAAUGUUUUGAUUUGCAAUUUAAUUUUUGGAUCUAUUGAAAUGUAGUCUUAGAAUUUUUAUCACACAAUUUAGUAGUUUAUGUCAAAAGCAUAUUUGUAUGUAAAAAAAAGCAUAACUGAAUUAUUAUAUAAUCUUUAGAUCAUUUGUUUUAUUUUUUACUAGCUUAAAUUUUUAAAAACUUAUUUUGUAUGCUAAGAACCAAAUUCUAUUAUGUUUGAAAUAUAUGUGCAUUUUGAUUGGCUUGAAGGUAAAUAUAUCAUGACUUUUCUAAUAGAAAAGGAAUUCAGUUUCAUCAAGUAAACCUUUGCUUUCAUUUGAAAAGAACAUAUUUUUAGUGUUGGUUAUCAAUAUGCAUUUAUUAAGUGCCUACUAUGUUCCAGGAACAGGGGAUCAAAAUACAAAGAGUGAAACAUUCCCUACUGUCAAGAAAUUCAGAUGUAGCAGAUAUUUCUGUCAAGGACUCUGGGAAUUUGGUAGAGAGCAAUAAUUUAGACUUUUGUCACCUUUUAAAAAGUUUUCCCCCCUGUGAAUAAUCCAAAGAAUUCUUGAUUUUAAAAAUACCUACUCUAUUUGCAUUUUACCAAGGGAUUUUUUUUUGCCUAAGGUGAUGAGGUUACAAAAGUUUAGGUAAGAGUUUUUGCCAUUUCCUUAAAUAAUAAUAGGACCUGCUUUCUACUAAUAUAUUAGUAUAUAAUGACAGAAUUUUAAAAGAAGACAUAUUAGCAAGAUUUAGAAAUUGCUAAUAGUUUUACUUAGGCCAUAUAAUGCCUUGACUUUGUUUUAAUCUCUCUGCAAAUGGCAACUGAAUGCACAAUUUCUUAUUGUAAUAAAGUUCAUUUGAGGGCUAAACAGCUAUAUAAUGACCUGUGAAUGGGGGAUUAUAUAUUAGUAAAUAUUAAGAAAAGGAAUAUAGUUUUAAAAGCAUACAGAUACCAAACUAAAAUCUGAUUAUGAACUACUAUAGCUUAGUUACUCUAAUAUAAACCUUCAUGUUUAUUGCUAAGUCAAUCUAUAAUAUGUGGAAGGAGAAAAAAUGUUUAUUAUGUUUGCUUUAUUUAUGACCAAAUUUAAAUGUUAAAAUACUGCAAUUUUUUUGGUCAAGUUUCAUGUUUUAUGGUUUUUUUCUGCCAUUAAUAUUAAAAUAUGUAAACGGGAUACAUAAAAGGUGAAGAAAACUCUGAAGCCUGUAAAAAGGUUUUUGCUGCAUACCAGUUAAUCAAACUGAUGCUGUAGUCAGAGAAGGAAAGAACCAAAGAGCAUAACUGUAAAUAUUGCAUGGUUAUUAAACUAUGGAGGACAAGUAAUCAUCUCUGUUUUUUAAAAAAUGCAAGUUCACAUGACAUACUGUCUUUUUAAAUGUAUGUAUGAUAAGAGACCAUUUUUUUCAAUGUGAUCUUUAUACUUGUGGUACCAGAACUUCAGUGCAAAUUUUAAGUUAGAUGGCAAAAUGGUUCUAUGACAUAUUAUAGCUUAUCAGAAAGCUGUGUUUAAAUGAAAUCACACCCAUCUUAUUUAUAGAAGUUUUUCUUUUAAUCUUCAACUUGUAUCAACAAAAACUGAUUUUAUUGCCACCGCUUAAACAUCAGUGGUCAUUUGAAAACUGAUUUCCUUUUUCCCUCCUCUACAAAAGAAUCAGCCAAGCUUGGAGGGAAUUCCACCUUGUCCAUCUGUGCCCCAGAUUGAUUCCCAUGACAAUAGAUCUGACUUAUGUUUGGUCAGUUUCUUGAAAACUUCAAGUGAAGAAGAACCUACGUCCUGAAACAACCUGUUUCCAACUUUUGAUUAGCUCUAAAUUAUAGGAAGCUUUGUCUGAUAUCACGUCUAAAUCUGCCUCUAAUAUUUCUAUCCAUCGUUUGUGAAAAAUAUAGUAAGUCUAAUUCUACUUCCACAGGAUGAUCCAUCAAAUACAUAAAAACUUUAUUAACUGCCCAACCGGAGUCUCUGGGAAACAUCCCCAGUUCUUGCAGUCAUGUAGCAUGAACUUAAGACCUUUCAUUGAUGUUACUCCCUUCUGGACCCUUUUAGUUUAUCAAUGCUCUUCUUAAAACUGUGGCCCUUACCAGUCUUCUGCCUUGGAGCCAAUACACAGUAUUGACUCCAAGACGGAAAGUAAGGGUUUAAAAAACAAAACAAAACAAAAAAACAAACUGUGGUUCCCCAAAUUGAACACCGUGCUGAGAAUGAGGGUAGAAACUCUCAUGCUUCCUAGAAGAUGUACCUCUUAUAUAACCUAAGAUCAAAUCAGUGUUUUGUGUUGCCAUACCAUCCUGCGGACUCAUUUAAUAUUGCAGUCCAUGAAAACUCCAGAUUGUUUUUCAGGCAAACUUCUUUCUAACCACAACUCUUUGAUCCUGUAAAUGUGAAGUUGAUUUUUUUCAACCAAAUACAUUUAUCUGUAUCCAAUUUCAUCUGAUUAUAUAAGUUAAGCCCAUUUUUUUUUCUAGCCUUUUGGAUUUUGACUGCAUUAUAUUUAUGCUUUUAUCUAAAUCACUGAGAACAUAUUAAGCAUCUGGACUGCUUUAUUGCUCACAGAUGACAUGAGUGAGAUGAGUCACCAACUCUUCCUUCUAGUGAGCUAUGGGCAACUUUAUCAGUCUUGCCAUUUAUCUGGCUACUGCCUACUAAGAUCCUUCAGCCUUUAUUAUUUGUCCUGCUUCUACAUUGUCCACACCCCUAGUACUGUCAUUCUCCUCCUGAUAUGCCUUAAGGACCCCUAGGACUUGCCAUCUCUCACUGAUGAACUUUUUCUUUAAACCCUUACCUUUCCUUAGAAUCAAUAUUAUGUAGUGGUUCUGAGGCAAAAGACUGGUAAGGGCUAGAAAAUGGGGGUUAAGUGACUUGCCCAGGGUCACACAGUUGGGAAGUGACUGAGGCCAGAUUUGAUCUGGUCCUCUUCCUGCCAGACUUGGCUCUCCAGACUUCCCUCAAGAGUUAGCUCUCAAUUCAUGGAGCCAACUAGCUGCCUCAGAGCUGAACUUUUUUGUGCCUCUGAUUUAGGGAGUAAGCUUCUUGAGAACAAAGACUAUCUCAUAAUUGCUGUUUGUAUUCUCAGUGUUCAACAGUGCUUGACAUAUAGUAAAUAUUUAAUAAUUUUUUAUUCAUUUAUUUGCAUACCCUUACAAGGGACCUCCUGCAAAGUUUAUAUGGAACCAUUAAUGAUUGCUCUGACUGACCAUUUGACCCAGUAGCAAAUCAAUCCAUUUGUAUUUUCACAUAGUUUACUCUAUAUUUUCUAGAGGAACUUUCUAAUAUACUUUACUAAAAUCUAGGUAAGCUAUAUCUAAGACCUUCUGAUUUAUGAAAUUUCGUAACCAUGUCAAAACAGGAACUAAGAUUCUUGAAGGUCUAGUUUUGAUGAAGUAGUUUUGUUUUUGAGUCUGUAUAUGUGUGCUCAUCAUUUUUCUAGUUGUUCAUUAACCAUAUCUUUAAUAGUCUGUCCUAGAAUCUCAGGAAUUGAAAUCAAGUUCAUUGGCCUAUAUUUUGCAAAUUUUAUUCUCUUAUUUUGAAAGUUGGGGGCAUUUGUCCUCUUUAGUCCUGCAGUACCUCUCCUCUUCCCAAAAUCUUGGUAGCUGUUGACAGUAGCACAGUAAUGACAUCCAUCAGUUCUUUUAGUACUGGAUAUAAUAUGUAGUUCAUCUUAGAUAGGUGCCUUGAAUUCAUCAGUGUCAACUAACUACCCUUUUAUGGCUCCUUAUUUUUCAUGACAGCCAACUCCCUAUCGUUUCUGUCUUGUCAUUUCAAGUGUAAAUGUCUUCUCAUAGGACAAAAUUUUUUAAAAAUUGUGAGUUUAUACCUUUUUUCUGUUGUCAGUUAUCCAUCCAAGCUAAUGUCCUAUCUCUUUUUCUCCAAAUAUAACUUAAAAAGCCCUUUUUUAUCAUCUUUAAUUUUCCUUGCUAACCAUGACUUGUUCUGAACUUCAGUAUUCCUUACACUAUUUUUAUAGGACUGGACCUCAAUCUUACAAUAAAUCCCUGUUGCUUCACUUUGCUUCCAUUUUCUGUAUGCUUAUCUUUAAAGUCCAUGUUGGUUGGCACAUACACUUAAGUUUUUUUAGACAAAUCUCACUUUUCCUUUUCAAUGGAAUUUUCCUUUUAUAUCUUCAAAUUUUCAUUCCUGAGCAUUUCCCCUCCCUUCUGGAUUAACUCUCCUAUAGCAUUUUAGCCUUUGGAAUCCUACCCAUUCUCUGAAUCAAUUGAAAUCUACUUUCUCAGACUCGAUGGAAUGUCAGGUUUUCCUCUCCUCUAUCAUAAACUUUAGGAUGGUGUGGUCACUUCCCCCCUAAAGUUCUUAUUGUUUUUACUACCAGCAAUCAAUUACUUCCUGUUAGAAUCAAAUCCAGAAUAUAAUUUUCCCUUGUAGGAUCUUUCAUCUUUUGAAGGCUGAAUUGAACUAAAAGCAAGUCUGGAAAUUAGUAACAACAACCUGGGAGGUAGAUGCUUUUAUUGUCCCCAUUUUACAGAUGAGGAAAAUAAGGCAAAUAUAGAGGUUAAAUGACUUGCAGUGUCACACAGCUACUCUACUGAGUGUGCAAGACCUGGUUUGAAUGCAGGUCUUCCUGAUUUGUACUCUAUCCACUGCUACAUCUAGCUGCCUAUUCUGCUUGUUCUCAGUUUUGCUUUCUGCCUCUGAUUUCUUGGACUUUCUCACAAGUAUAUCUUAAUACUCAGUGCUACCUUGACUUCCCUUUUUCCUUUUGUUUCUUUAGCUCAGCAGACUCAAGAAGAGGGGCACUCUUUAAUACUGACAUCAUUACACAUAGGGAUUCAGUUACAUAAAAUUAUAAAUAAUAUAAUAUGCAAAAGUAAAUGCUUUAAUUAAAAUUAACAACUUAAAAGUAAUUGUAAAAUUUCACAUGACAGCUGGAAGGGAUAGGGAAACAUUGGAUAACAGUAUCGACAUCCAAAAGGAUCCUGACAGGAUAAAGCAUUCAGCUAAUAAAAUUACAUUCAGUAAGGAUAAAGGACAAGUCUUGAACCUCAGUACAAAGACAAGGAAGGUACAGACAGCAGUUUUACAUACUGGGUGUUUUAGUUUUACAUACCACUAACAGUAUGAGUCAACAGAGUCAUGUGGCAGCUCAAAGAAAAAGGACCAAAGGACUUGAGGCAAUCACAAAAUUCUCUUAGCUCUUCAGCCCUGCACCCAAGACCUACCCCUCUUUCUUGAACUUCUGUUCCUCACUCAGGAAAAUCCAUUUCUCUACCAUGUGCCUUUGCACCAGCCAUCCCUCAUGUCUGGAAUUCAUGCCUUCAUUUCACCCUCAGAAUCCUUUCAAUCCUCACUUCAAAUACCACCUGAUACACAAAGCUGUUCCACAUCCCUCCAAUUGCUAGGCCCUCCCUAAUUUCCUUAGAUUUAAUGCUUUUGUAUUUAUUUUGCAUUUAUCCUCUUUGUACAUAUUGUUUUCUCUGAUAGUAUUAAUCUACCAGCAAACCUCUUUUAGCACCUGCUGCUUGCCAGGACCUGUCCUAGGUGCUAGAGAUAUGAGAACAAAAAAUGAAACAAUCUGUCUUCUGAAGAAGCUUACCUUCUAGUGAGGGAAACUAAUUCAUAUAAAGGUAUACACAAAAAACAAAUACAAAAUGAAGAAUACUUGAGAGUAGGUGUUGUUUACUUUUUUUCUUUUUGUCCCCAAUGCCUAGUACAGUGACUGACACAUACGCAGCUGUUGGACUAUGUGGCAUGCAACGUGAUUGAAGAUGGAAAUUUAUUAGCCAGAUUUGAACAAAAUUUGAUUAAAUGGCUUAGAGACUGAGUGCCCAAACUGUACCUUCAUGCUGCAUGUGAACCUCCCACCUACCCCAGGCAAGGGUGGGAAGAAGUACUUCAUUAGGUUGCUGGGCAGAGGGGCAGGUGAUGAAAGAAAUGUCCUCAGGUGCUUGUGGAGAGCUGUGAUGGGAGCAGCCUCCUCCCACACAUGUGCCAUAGGGUUUGCCAAAAAUGGUCAUAGGGAAUGGAAAGAUGAGUGGUAUGAUUUAGUAAAGUGCAGUCAAUAAUGUACUUCUUAAAAUUUUUUUUCCAUGUUCUCUCUCCCCCCAUAACCCUUCCCCAAGAGGAAGAUAAUAUGACAUAUGCUAUAUAUGUUAUGCAAUACAUAUUUCCAUGGUUACAUUGUGAAAGAAGACACAUGUCACCCUAGAGAAAAAAAUUCAUGAAGGAAAUGAAAUGAAGAAUUGCAUGCUUCAAUCUGAAUUCAGACACUUUUAGAUCCUUCUAUGGUGGUAGAGAGCCUUUUUCUGGAUCUUUGCAUUCCUGAUAAUUGUUAAAUCAUUCACAGUUGAUCUUUGUACUUUAUUGCUAUUAUCAUGCAUAAUGUUCUCCUGGUUCUACUAACUUCACUUUGCAUCACAUUAGAUAAUAAAUCUUUCCAAGUUUCCAAUAAUGUACUUUUAAGAUUUGGAUCUAUCUAUCUUUGUAAGAUAUCUCUUUCAUAUAUAUUAAUCAGUAAAGCAACGUAUUGAAACAAAUGGAAUGAAGAACCCAACUUUCAAACUACUAUAUCAUAAAGGGCUAAACCAGAAAUAAUUAGGCAUAGUCAAUCAUUGCUCUUCCUAAAACCAUUGUUACUAGUGAUAUUUUUAGUAGAAGUUAAAAGAGGCUUUGGACCAUGAAAUAAAAUAAAAACAUUUUAACAUUA